Messenger RNA from Schistosoma mattheei, 626 nucleotides. The record is from the annotation of a GenBank genome assembly. NCBI's taxonomy places the organism in Eukaryota, Metazoa, Platyhelminthes, Trematoda, Strigeidida, Schistosomatidae.
AUGCUAAAAACUAAUCAAAAUGUUACAACAAAUCAUGCUAUAGUCAUAUUACCGGAACGUUCACAUUCUACUCGAUCAUCACGUACAUCAUCAACACGUCUCCGGCCUGAUAAUAGUUGGAUUAUGAAUUAUGAUUCUUGUAUAGAUUAUACUGUUACUUCCAAUUCAUCAAAUUCUAUUAUUACUACUAGUAAUACUACUACUAUAAAAAAUUCAUGUUCACUCUUUACUAGUUCCUCAUCUUUAUCUUCUAAAGUAAAUCGUACUCAUGAUCCACCAUCAGUCGUUAUUUCUCGAAUUUUUAAUCCAUCUGUAUUCUCAUCAAAGUCUGUUCAUAGUUCAUUAUCGUCGAAUAAUAAUGAAAAUAUGGACAGUGAAUGGAAACAUUUACAAGGAAAAUGUUCAAAAUCACGGAAUCGGAUGUUUAUUGGUCCUGAUUACUGUAACAAAAAUUCCAACUACAAACCAUGUACUACUACUUUUCGUCCAUUACGUCAUCUGAUUAAUAACUGGCCACCACCUCAACCAAUCAACCCAAUGUAAGUAACUGGAUCGUAUUGUACAUAAACUUAGGCUAUUUUGUCAAAUGACUUGUUUCCCUCUGUUUACUCUCCACCGCUUUCCGU